UGCUUUUAAGGAACUUUCUCCUUUUGUAUCCGACUAGUAAGGUAUAAACUCCUCUUUAGUCUUGUUAACACCAGUUCAUUUAUCGAGAUGAGAGACUUUUUAUACCUAUAUUUCUUGCUACUAAAAAAAGGGUUGAAUCAACAGUUAAAAAGAUAUUGGGGGUUAAUAAUUGGACUUGGUAUAGUUCUAUUUCUACUAGGACCUCUACCACUUGUGUCAAAAGAUCUUUUUCUUUGGAAAGGGGUAACAAUAAAUAAAAAUAUAAUUUCAAACAGCCUGAGAGUCUUCGUCUCUUCUUCCCCGAUUAACCUCGCAGAUUUGAUAAGAAAAGCAAGUGUCUCCUUUGAACCUGUUUAUGAUUUUUCAGUUGGCGAUAACCUAAUAGCUAAUUUGUCUCUUUAUUACAUUGGCACUACAAAAACUCUUGGAUACAAUCUUACUCAACUUGCUAGGGGCGGGGAAGGGGGGUUUUAUACUGUGCAAUUUGAACUUGAAAGAGUACUUUUGUUGAAUAACCUCCCCAUCACGCCCUUUUUUCCUGACAGAAGUAUUACUUUAAGGCCCUAUACUCCAAACUUAUCUAAGGGGGCUAUCACGUCAUUAUUAGUAUUCUAUGUACUUUCAUUGGUACAUCCUAUCAUGGUCAUUACCAAGACCCUUGUUAAGGAAAAGGAGAGAGGGCUUAAAGAAUAUUUAAAAGUUAUGGGGGCAACUGAGACGUGUUAUUGGCUAUCAUGGUUAACCACCUUUUUUUUUCGAAAUUUUUUGGUUAUGUUAUCACUCACUAUAAUAAAUAUUAUUACUUUUAGUCCUGUCCCUAUUGGGAUAAUUAUUAUUUUCCAAGUUUUACUUGCCUUCGGCCUUCUUUCGUUUUGUGUUCUAGUUUAUAGUCUUGUUAAUACAGAGUCAUUGUCAUCCACUAUCUGCCUGUUACUGUACUUUUUAACCUUCUUACCUUAUUUUAUUUUUCAGGCGUAUCCUCAAGUUUCCUCUCUACCCUUAGUCCGAAUAGGCCUCUCCUUUUUUUUUACCACCUGCUUUAUGCGAUGCAUAGCAUUAUUUAUUGAAUUUCAUAUUCGCCAUGGAUUUCUUAAAGACAAUAAAGAUGUUGCUCAGAUUGAAAAUAAUCUUACGGGAUUUAUGGAACCGUUAUGUAUGUGCCUGCUUCUUAUUGUUAUUCAGUUCCUAUUAGGCUUCUAUAUAAAUGCAAUUUAUCCUGGAAAGUAUGGUAUUCGGAAGCCUUGGUACUUUCCCGCGCUUUGGCUCAUGAAUUUAUUUAAAAAUAACAACAAUUCUCCUGAUAUUAGCAAAACUGAAGCUCCGGUCAUGGUAGACAAAAAUUCAACAUACAUUGAGCCGGCGAUUUCGGAGCUGCCAGUUGCAGUCUCGAUUUCCAACCUAAGAAAAGUAUACGGGAAAAAGUCGGUUGCGCUGGAUGGAAUUACCGUCCAGUUGUAUGAAAACCAAAUUUUUGGUCUGCUUGGCCUCAACGGAGCAGGCAAAUCGACGCUAAUAUCGAUAUUAACGGGAAUACUCAAGCCCACUUCGGGUACAGCUUACAUUCAUGGCUGCGAUAUUCGAAAAGACAUGAGUACUAUUCGAGAAAAUUUAGGUUUUUGUCCUCAGUACAAUGUACUGUUUAGCUCAAUGACAAUAGAGGAGCACAUGACAUUUAUCUGUCGUCUCCGAAGAGUGAAUGAAAAAUUGCUCAGUCGCGAAGUUAAGGAAAUGUUACAAAUAUUAAAUCUAGAACACCUUAAAACUUCUUACCCCAAAAUAUUGUCCGGGGGUAUGAGACGUAAGUUAUGCCUCGCGUUAGCAUUAAUUGGAAAUCCUAAAUUUAUCAUUCUCGACGAACCUACUGCUGGCGUGGAUCCGGGGGCGAGACUCUUUAUAAGAAAUUUAUUGAGAAAGUUCAGGAAGGACCACACCAUGAUCCUAAGCACACAUUAUAUGGAUGAAGCAGACUUUUUAUGCGAUAGAGUCGCAAUCUUAAUCAAGGGCGUAAUAAAAGCUUAUGGAACUCCUUUUAACCUUAAAAGACAAAUAAAUAUAGGCCAAUUAUUAUUCCUUGCUAGAGACGUAUCCUCUGAGAAAGCAAGCAUCGACACUGUUACAUCUUUCGUUCAAAAACAUGUAUCCUCAGCAGUUUUGCUUCGUGGCCACGCUGGAGAGCUGGUAUAUAGUGUCCCCACCAAUAUCGAUGAUCCUGAUCUUCUAAAUCUUCUUGAUUCCUUGGAAGAAAACAAAAGCAAAUAUGGCAUCAGUGGCUUUGGUAUAUCGGAGGGUUCUUUGGAGAACGUUUUUCUAAAAUUGGUUCAAGAGGAAAAAAACUCUUCCAGGCUGCUGGCCCAAACCACGAGGGCUAUUUCUGGGAGUAGAACCAAUGAUUUGGAGGCAGAAAUUGAUGCACUACAGGUCUCUUCUGCCGUUGCUAAAAAGAAAGGCUUUCCCUUAGCAAUAAGGCAUUUGAAUGCACUGCUAUACAAGAAAUUUUUGUAUACAAAAAAUGACUUAGGAGCUUUUUUUUUGCAACUACUCCUUCCUAUUAUAUUGCUUGUUGUAAUGGGCAUUACUAAUAGCUCGCACAAUGCUUCAAACUUAGUAUCACUCCCCUCUUCUACUGAUAAACUUCCAGGACUUAUUAUAUCCAGGGAGCCUGCUCUCUUUUAUAAUCCUUUUGUUAAGGAGUUUUUGCGUAUUGCCAAAGAGGAUUCAGCACUUGAAGUUACAACUUUAUUGUCGGAAGAGGGGAAAAUAAAAACUCAAAUUGAAGAAACUCUAAUUGAGUGGCCUGGUAUUUUUACCAAGUUUCCGGCGGCUAUAUCAUUUAAACAGAAUGCCGGCACUGUAUCGGAAACUACAAUCUUUUAUAAUUCGGAGUCUCCCAUCCUUCCACAUGAAUUAAUUAAUUUCUAUAACAAUCUUUGUUUAAGAGCACUCCUACCUUCUGAAAGCCAUAAAAAAUUUGAGCAUUUCCUCACAGGAAAUAUUGUUUUGAGUAGCGAAGAGAAACAAAAUUUUACUGACUCGUCCUCCUCCUUUCCUUUUAAAAUUGCUGUUGCCUUUGUUACAAGUGGUUUCAUUAUACUUGUAAUAAAGGAAAAAGUUAACAACUCAAAGCAUUUGCAACUACUUGCCGGCGUCCAUCCAAUUAUUUACUGGAGCUCUUUUUUUUUAUGGGAUUUUGUUAUUACCCUCAUCAUGAUAGUCUUGAUUACUCUUAUUGUCUUCCUCCUUAAAUAUCUUCCCUCAGCAUCUGUAGGCCAGUUUAUUUUGUUCAUGGUCAUUUACAUGCCUACAAUGCUCUCUUCCAUGUACGUAUUCUCCUUUAUGUUUAACAGUCCCAUAAGCGGGUAUUCUACGUUGCUGGUUGGAGAUAUAGUAGUUUCUCAUAUUUUACUUGCAUUCUUUCACCAUCUACCUCAUGAAUCAGCAUUAUAUCUUUUUUCAGUUUUCCCGCCCUUCUCUUUCUUGAUGGUUCUACAAGAUCUUCUUAAUCCAUCACAGAAAGCUGACUUUGCCUUACGUUAUGCCAUACUUUUGGUGGUUAUGUUUUUGAACGUUUGCCUACUAUUUUUCGGGGAAUACUACAACUCCAUUAUGGCAUGGCUACAAACUCGUUUUGCAACUCCUAUUCGGACCUUUGUUUCUAAUGAUGAGGAUCUUCUUAAUGAAUACCAGAAAUUAUCAAAAAUAACCGAGAAAAACAACGAUUCCGCCAUUGUUCUUAACUUACGAAAGGAAUUCAACAGUCACACCUUACUUCGCUGUUUUAACCGCGUGUUUCUGGCUGUUAAACAGUUGUCUUUCGGUGUAUCACCUGGCCAGCUCUUCGGGAUAUUAGGUAGCAACGGUGCUGGAAAAACCACUACUUUCAGAAUGCUAAUCGGGGAACUUCUUCCUACGGCGGGCUCUAUAACUAUUAAUGGAUUUGAUAUAGCCAAGAACUAUGGGAGUCUUGGUCGACUUAAGAUUGGCUAUUGCCCACAGGACGACCCUUUACCUGAUAAUAUGACCGGUUAUCAAGCACUUUACAUAUACGCUAUCCUGCACGACAUUCCCCGUUCUUACAUAAAGAAAUAUAUUAGUGAGUUCUUAGAGCUCCUUGACCUUAAAAAGUUAGCUCAUAAAAAGUGUGGCACGUACAGCAGAGGAACCCGGCGCAGACUAUCCGUAGCACUUUCAUUGCUGGGCUCUCCCCGGCUGGUGUUCCUUGAUGAACCGACGGCAGGAGUUGAUCCUGCAAUUAGGAGAAAAUUUUGGGAUCUGUUUGAAAGAUACGUGGGCUUUGGAAACGCCAUAGUCCUAACUUCCCAUUCAAUGGAGGAAUGUGAGGCUGUUUGCCAUCGCCUAACAAUUUUAGCCUGUGGUGAACCAAAGUGCAUUGGUUCCGUGCAGCAUCUUAAGUAUAAAUUUGGAAACCGAUAUUCCAUAUUUAUUAAAGUAAAUAACAAAGGCCCAACAGAUGAGGUUCAUAAAGUGCUAACUAACAUGAACACUCUUCUUCCAUCCCCGGAAAUUGAUAACUGCGAAGGCUUUAUUGUAUGCCAUGUCUCUAAGGAUUUGAUAGGCUGGAGAGAGCUAUUGGCUGUUAUUACUAAGAUAAUUGAAAGCUGUCGCAUUGAAAGCUAUCAGUUGGGCCAAACUUCCCUUGAAGAGGUAUUUAUUAAGUUAACUGAUUCUGACUUUUUUUAACCGAAUUUUACUGUUAAAAAAAAAAUAAUAAAUAUUUU
Zophobas morio is the source of this 4736-nucleotide messenger RNA. RefSeq names its product phospholipid-transporting ATPase ABCA1-like. The transcript is spliced from 45 exons. Lineage: Eukaryota; Metazoa; Arthropoda; Insecta; Coleoptera; Tenebrionidae. The record is from RefSeq and is a predicted model, not a curated record. Gene Ontology annotation, cellular component: membrane. Bases 88 to 4698 code for a protein of 1536 amino acids. Gene Ontology annotation, molecular function: ATP hydrolysis activity; ABC-type transporter activity; ATP binding. Gene Ontology annotation, biological process: transmembrane transport.